Molecule: messenger RNA, 1944 nt
Organism: Pichia kudriavzevii
Lineage: Eukaryota; Fungi; Ascomycota; Pichiomycetes; Pichiales; Pichiaceae
Exons: 1
Coding region: 1-1944 (647 amino acids)
Source: RefSeq, a predicted model, not a curated record
AUGGGAAAUAACUUGAAGAGGCGAUGUAGACAAUUUUUUUCAUCAUUUGCAUUCGAUAUUAAUCUUGCUGUAUUUUUUUUUACUCUUCAUAUUGGUCAGUCAAGCAUUCCGUUAGCAAUGCCCAUUACAAUGAGAAUUCCCAAGAUAUGGAUGAGACAGCUGUCCACAUCGAUGAGAACAUUUGUUCCCGAGGUGAUGACGAGUGAACCGAUCGGCAUGACAGUAGAAGUUGAGAACGCUAGACAAGGUUCCAAAGCUUACAGAAAAAAAGCCAUCCAGGAGAUGAAGGAGAACAUCGAAUUCUUGUUAGAUCAUAAAAAGGAUGAAGAGUUCAAGUUUGAUAUGAGAUUUGAGCCAUUUUACAAGCUGCAAAACAAGCCAAUUAGACAAUCAAUACCUGAAAAGCCAGUAUGUUUAAGUAAUGAAGAAAUAAAUGAGGAUGAAAAGGCUGAAGUAACCAAAUAUUUCACCGAAUUAGUUAGAUUUUCAUAUCCUAGAAAGGAAAAGGUAAUUUAUGAACGUAUCGAAGAGGUUAGAAGAUACCACAAUUAUAAGGAGAUUCGUAACGAAAUAUUACAUUAUCAUUCAAAGAAGGCGAAUGGUACAAAUGUUUCAGAUUUGAUCAAAUCAGAUAGAGACUUCUAUUUUUCUCAAGUGGAAACUCAGUUAUCCUUGUUGAAUAUGACCAAGAUGUACAAGGAUAGUAAGCAAAGUGUGGCACAACUUUUGAAACAUUUGAAAACUAUGAAAAACUAUAAUGUCCCACUUUCAGCAGAGUAUGUUUAUAAGCUAUUUUAUUUAUUACCAAGGGAUGGGGCACAAUUUUUUUUGAGAAAAUUAAAUGAAAAGGGUGUUCCUAUGGAUGAUAUAUUAAGAGAUCGAGAAUACUUCAAGAUAUACAAGUUUGACGAAUUAAAGCAGAAGAUAUUAGACAGGCAAAUUGAUUUUACGUAUGCAUCAUAUAUGCAAUUCACUAAACUGAUGAUCAAAGAGCAUCGGAUAGAGGAAGGUGUUAUGGCGCUUGAUAAAAUUAUCAAUUCAAGGUUAGUUGAGAUCCCAUCAUGUUUGGUAAUGUAUACUAUGGAUCACAUAAUUUCAUAUGAACCGCAUCUAGCUAUACCUGCCGCAAUACAACUACAGAGGCUUACAGGAUGUUCACUAAAGACAUACACUAGCCAUAGAUUAUUGGAAAUGAUUACACAUACGGCUAACCCAAGUGACGAAUCUGUCAAAUUGUUUAAUAUUAUGAUUAAAAACAACAGAUGGCACAAUGAAUUAUUCAAGAAGAACAUGAAUAAACAAAUGACAGAUGAACAAAAGAUGAUUGGAACAGAUGAACAAUUAAUGAAAUUGUAUAAUGACGAAUAUGUCACUAAUAGUGUACCAUUUAAGGUAGGUUUUGAUAUUUCAAUCUACGAGCCAAUUUUUGAGAUGUUCAAGAAUUAUUCCAAAUUCAAGCAGAUCCGUCACCAAAUCGAUGACUCACAGAUCAGUUUUAAUGAUUUAUGGAAAACUGAGAUUUUACCUUUAUUAGACACCAAUAAGAAAUCAACAUUUAUCAAGGUUAGUAAUUAUAUUGUCCAAAAAUAUUUACAAGAGGGGGAGUACGAUCAGAUUAUUCCAUUUGUUGAAUACCUCAAGUCCAAGGAGAUCAAUAUUGAAUAUACAGCAUAUAAGACUACGAUCGAACACAUUGUCCAGUUGGAUCAAGUUAAAGAUCAAACAAAUAAAACAUCAACUGAAUUACAGUUAGCAUCAUUGUUAGCAUUUAAGUUGAAUCUUCAGCGUGUUGAUUUCAUUCGUGACUUUCUAGAGAAACAUCCAGAAUGUGUUUAUGUAGUUGACUCAGCCGGUAAUGGUGCUAAUAAGAAACUUCUCCAGCAAACUUACGAAGAACUAGUAAAUACCUGCAAGUGGGACGUCAAUCAACCGUCUUCAAUUUAA